Penicillium waksmanii is the source of this 1164-nucleotide messenger RNA. Its product is annotated as pex2/pex10/pex12 family protein. Lineage: Eukaryota; Fungi; Ascomycota; Eurotiomycetes; Eurotiales; Aspergillaceae. Gene Ontology annotation, molecular function: zinc ion binding; protein binding; ubiquitin-protein transferase activity. Gene Ontology annotation, cellular component: peroxisomal importomer complex; peroxisomal membrane. Gene Ontology annotation, biological process: protein monoubiquitination; protein import into peroxisome matrix. The record is from RefSeq and is a predicted model, not a curated record. The transcript is spliced from 2 exons. The coding region runs from base 1 to 1164 and encodes 387 amino acids.
AUGGAGUACCUUCCUAGUCUUCAACAAGAGUUCGAUGAGCAUAAGCCAUCACUUUUCGAACUCCUUGCCGAACAACAACUCUCCGAUCUCCUACCACCUUCUAUUCGAUACCUUCUCGCGGUCGCGACUCACCGCCACCCCCGGUACCUUCUCCGGAUCCUCAAUUCAUAUGACGAAGUCUACGCCCUCCUCUCCCUCGUUGUCGAACGCUAUUAUCUGCGCACCUUCGGCGGAUCUUUCACAGAGAACUUCUACUCUCUCAAGCGCGAGCGCGUUCUCCGCACCAAGAAUGGCGAAAUCCCACGCGCCCAGGUCGGCGCUGACGGUCCGGUCCGCGACGCCCUCAAAUUGCACUCCAUCGACGUGUGGAAGAACCUGUUGGUGAUGGUCGGUGUUCCAUAUCUGAAGCGCAAGCUAGAUGAAGGAUAUGAUAUCCACGCUGCGCCACAAGCGUCUCUGGUGAUGGGCGGCGGGCCGCGAUACAACCCCAGCGAUGACCUACCUCACAACCCGACAGUGCGCCAGCGCAUCUUCCACUACUAUAAGUGGUUCUUGCGCAAUGUCUACCCAUCUGUGAAUGCGGCAUAUUACUUCUCUGUUCUGGCGUUCAACCUCGCCUACCUCUUCGAUAAUACCAAAUAUUCCUCUCCAUUCCUCUGGUUGAUCGGCUCUCGCAUUCGCCGCCUCGGGGCCGCCGACCAUCGUGCCAUCGCUGCAGUUCUCGAUCCCAAGCCCGCCCCCGGUGGCAGUCGAUCCCAGCGACCAGGCUCGGGAUUGAUGGGUCUGCUCAGCCCACAGAACCUGAACACCCAGCUUCUGACCUCUCUUCGCUACUUCCUCCCAGCAUCUAUCUUUGCGCUGAAGUUCCUGGAAUGGUGGCAUGCUAGUGAUUUCUCUCGUCAAUUAUCCCGCAAAGCGACCGAAGUCCUCGACCUCCCAGCCCCCGUGAUCUCAGGCCUCACUAAUACGGCCGAACGAAAGAAAUCCGCGGAAGAAGAGGAGAAGAAGAAGAAGCAGGUCGCUGAGCAAGAGAAGAAGGUUGCUUCUGGAGAUCUCAAGUCGGCUCUCAAGUCACCACGACGACACCAACCUCCUAUUUCAGCGACCUCCUACCUCCCCAUCUUCACUGUUCCUCUACCCCCCAGCCGAUACUUCCAGCGCUAA